GGCCCGAAGGCAUCCGAUUGUAGAUUGAUGAUUGCUACAAGAACCCCUCGUGUCCCUGCAAAAGCCGCAUUUCUCAGUUGUUUCAAAGCUAUAACCUAAAAUUUCAUUAUCUCAAAUGGUCUCAAAAAAUCCGAACCAGCCAGACGGAUUCUACUUGGAUCCGAACGGAAUGGCCCUACCAGGACUGGGACCCUUCGUCACAGCAUCGGCCACUCCAUCGGAGGAUCCGAGUAAGAAGAUCCGAAAACCUUACACCAUCACCAAAUCCAGAGAGAGCUGGUCUGAACCUGAACACGAUAAGUUCCUCGAAGCUCUUCAACUCUUUGAUCGUGACUGGAAAAAAAUUGAGGCAUUUGUUGGGUCAAAAACAGUAAUUCAGAUACGCAGUCAUGCACAGAAGUAUUUUCUGAAGGUUCAGAAGAGUGGAACCAAUGAACACCUGCCUCCUCCUAGGCCCAAAAGGAAGGCUGCUCAUCCAUAUCCUCAGAAAGCCACAAAGAAUUCCCCAAUGCUCUCACAACCUCCUGGAUCCUUCCACCUCCUUGAACCUGGACUUGAUGGAAGGCCUGAUUCAGCAUCAAUUCCUAUGAACCCAAUGAAUAAUGCUUCUACAGCUUCCCAGACAAAUAAUUUGCCAGCUGUCAGUUUAUCAAAUCAAGCAAAAGGUGCAAAUAAUUGUUGCAGUAGCACUGAGAAUGUUUCUACAAUGAAACCAAUUGGGGAAACAGCUGGGCUAGGGAAUCAUGGGCAUCGAUUGAGAGUUCUGCCCGACUUUGCUCAAGUAUACAACUUUAUUGGCAGUGUCUUUGACCCAAAUGCUACCAGUCAUCUGCAGAGACUGAAAAAAAUGGACCCUAUAGAUGUUGAGACGGUGCUGUUGUUGAUGAGAAACCUCUCUAUCAAUCUGACCAGUCCUGACUUUGAGGAUCAUAGGAGGUUGCUUUCUUCUUAUGAGAUAGACACACCGGCAAUUGGUGCAUGCAAAAUCCUCAAGGACAGUUUAUCAAAGAAUGUUGCUCAAUUUGGAUAAAUUAGACCCAAUUAUGCUUCAUCAUUGCUGGAUGUGGCUGAACUUGCAUGCAGUUUUGCUAUGCACCAGUGUGGAGGGCUACAGGUAGAAGCAGCUGCCAGCUAUUAAAGGCAUCUGCUACCUUCUUUUUUCUUUAAAAAAAAAAAAAAUUAUUUUUAUUAUUUGUUGUCGUCUGUUGAUUACACCCUCAAUUGUAGCUUUUAUCAUUCUAUUGUCAUGUACAUAUUGGAAAAGACCGAAAAGGUGGGGGAGGGGGGUUCAGGAGUGUAUAUAGUGAUUCAUGGUAGAAAGGAAUUCUUGUAUAGCUGAAUCACUCUGUAUUUAAAUUUUGACUAUAAUAUUCCUAGCAUAGGUUAUGCGAGAUAUUUGAUCA
Messenger RNA from Manihot esculenta (cassava), 1403 nucleotides. RefSeq names its product protein REVEILLE 6. The record is from RefSeq and is a predicted model, not a curated record. Bases 116 to 1030 code for a protein of 304 amino acids. The transcript has 8 exons. NCBI's taxonomy places the organism in Eukaryota, Viridiplantae, Streptophyta, Magnoliopsida, Malpighiales, Euphorbiaceae. Gene Ontology annotation, molecular function: DNA binding.